Nematolebias whitei (Rio pearlfish) is the source of this 1750-nucleotide messenger RNA. RefSeq names its product neurexophilin and PC-esterase domain family, member 3 (gene nxpe3). Lineage: Eukaryota; Metazoa; Chordata; Actinopteri; Cyprinodontiformes; Rivulidae. The record is from RefSeq and is a predicted model, not a curated record. The transcript is spliced from 4 exons. The annotation marks the transcript as partial.
UAUCUCCACUACGUCUUGUCUCUUCAGAACUGGAACUGCCACAUGGCGUCAGCCCUCUACCAGCUGCAGAGCAGGAUCCACUCCUCCUUCCUGACAGUUCGUCUCCCCACCUUCAGUUACAACCACACCUUCUGCGCCCACCUGGGCCAGAGACCUUCUCCUGAAGAUGAACACGAGGAGCGCUACCUGCUGGACUCCAUCAACUGGCCGGGGCCCCCGCCUCGCUCUGCGCCGCUCAGUCUGCGCCAGACAAGCGACCCCGUCCACAGCCUGUUCACCAUCCUCCCCAGUAAUGGGAGGCGAGGGUGGCACCUGGGGGACCAGCUGGAGGCCCUCGUUCAAAUCCACGACUUUCAGGGCCGUCCGAAGCGCUACGGCGGAGACUUCAUCUUAGCCCGGCUGCACUCUCCGGAGCUUGGAGCGGGUGUAGCUGGGACGGUGGUGGACCACAGGAACGGGAUCUACUCGGCGUUGUUCCCACUGCUCUGGGUGGGACCCGCACGGGUGGAGGUAACGCUGGUCCACUCCAGCGAGGCUGUCGCCGUGCUGAAACGGCUGCGGGAGGAAAGACCCGAUCGGGUGUUUUUUAAGAGCCUGUUCCGCCUGGGCUUCCUUUCAGAAACCACAGAGUGCAACAUGUGUCUACCCUCGGACCAGCAGCCUCUGUGCAACUACACAGACCUGUACACCGGAGAGCCGUGGUACUGCUACAAGCCCAAGAUGCUGAGCUGCGACAACAGAAUUAAUCACGCCAAAGGAGGCUAUUUAAAGCACCUCCUCACCAACAAGGAGGCGCUGCUCUUCCAGAGCGGCGUUAACAUCAAAGUGGACGUGCACGCCUCAGGAACUGACAGAAUCAACGUGCUGCCACAGGAGGGGAAGGCGGACGGGGGGAGCGUCACUUUGACACCAGGCCAUUUUCAGUUUGCCCCUUCUGGGUUUUACUACGAAGACUCGUGGCGGCCGUUAGGCGGUGUUCUGAUGCGGCACUUCAACGAGUCGUUUGCCAUCGCUCAGUGUUUGAGGAACAAGGUGAUCAACAUGUACGGAGACUCGACUGUCCGUCAGUGGUUUGAGUACCUGAUCGCUGCUGUACCAGAGCUGAAAGAGUUAAAUCUACACAGCCCUAAAAACGUCGGGCCCUUCAUGGCGGUGGACAUCGCUCAUAACGUGAUCGUAAGGUACCGCUGCCACGGUCCUCCCAUCCGCUUCUCCACCGUCUUGUCCAGCGAGCUGCGCUACGUCUCCAACGAGCUGGACGGCCUCUCCGGGGGCCGCAACACCGUGGUGGUCCUCAGCGUCUGGGCGCACUUCAGCACCUUUCCCGUGGAGGUGUACAUCAGACGGCUUCGCCACAUUCGCCGAUCGGUGGUGAGACUUCUGGCCCGCGCUCCGGGGACGCUCGUGGUGAUCCGAUCGGCCAACCUGCAAGCUCUGGAUCAGGAGGUGAGCCUGUACAACAGCGACUGGUUCUCCCUGCAGCUGGACACCGUGCUGAAGGCCAUGUUCAAAGGCCUGAACGUUCUGAUGGUGGACGCCUGGGAAAUGAGCUCGGCUCACCACCUCCCCCACGCCCUCCACCCGCCUCCGUCCAUCGUCAGGAACAUGAUCGACCUGGUUUUGUCUUACAUUUGUCCGGAGAAGAAGAAGCUGUAACGUAACCACUGUCUGCAGCUGGAAAGAUGCGUUUGGAUAAAUCAGACGUCGUCGUGUGACACCGUCUCCAACAACUGUUCCCAACGCCGUCCCC